ACGAGAGCGAAUCAUGUUUUUUCCUUCUUGUCAUGCGACUACCUUGGUGUAGUUUGUUAUAUUAUUAAUACAUGUGGUUGCGAGACAACUCACACCAUAUUAUCAAUUGAGGUGUAACAGCGGAUAAAUAUUCUGAUCAUGCCUUAUAGGUUUGAGAUAAAGACUAUGGCGGCAAUGAUUAUGUUAGUGUAUCUUGUUGUUUUUGUCAUCGGUAAACAGAACGGAGUCCUUGGGCAUACAUGUUCAAAUGACAAUUCCUUUAAUGCUUCCGGGCUAUCAAAGAUUGUUUUCGAUUCGACAAAUAACAAAUAUUACCUUGCUGGAUCAAACUACAUCUAUCAGUUGAAUGAUUCUUUUUGUGAAGAAGACAAAAUCAUGAACAAGAACCAGAUUCUCGUGAAAUAUGAUGAUUCGUUGAUUUUCUGUGGAACAGGUGAUGGUGGUAAUUGUAACAGAGUUCCUUUAGGUAACUUUAGUAGUGACGCAGUCUCCAAUACCACAGUUAAACUGCCAUCAAGUUUGUCACCCACUAUGGCUUUGUUUGGAAAGGUAUCAUGCGGCCCGGUUCUGAUUGUUGCAGCACCAAAUGAUUUAAUGAAUGACAGUCAAAUAUGUGUCUUUAAAUUGGAUAAUGACCAAUGUCAGUCAUAUAACAAUAGCUGUUACAAUUUAGAAAAUUAUAUACCAAAAGCAAUUUUUAUUCAGAAUGACUCGGUUUACUUCAUCUCUCAGAAAAUCAACGAUACAGCUGGAGCUAAUAUAUCAAGAUUCUCAAUUCAAAGUAUGGAUUUAUUUAAUAACUUUAACGAAAAUGUGAUUAAAUGUGAUAAUAAAACGUCUUUCAUUGCUGUGGCGAUUACAAGAGCCAGCAUAAACAAUGGUAGCGAAUAUGUUGGUGUAUCUGCUUUAUUUGAAGAUGCGUUAUGCACCUACGAAAUCGAGGCCAUUAACAAACACUUAGACAGUGGGACAAAACAGGACUUGGUUCCAGAAAGUCUACUCCCACUACCACCAUAUUUAGGCAUCUCAAGUACAGCAGCUUUUACCAGUUUUCCUGUAGUUGAGACUGGUUAUACUUUGUACUAUAUUGGAUUUGCAAAUGGAACAAUAUCCAGGAGUUUCACAACAACUAAUACCACAGAGUACAAUGGUGUUCAGCUUCACUUGAAACUUAACUCAUCUAUUCUUGAAAUAAAAUUUGUAAAUAAUGGCAUUGUUGCUGUGACGGGUGACUGGGUAAAAUUUCUAAGUGAAGAUAACUGCACUAAUAAAUCAUGGGAGGAUUGCUUAAAAAAUGAAGCCGGGCUUGCAUUGUGUGGCUGGUGUAUAAAGUAUAACAGGUGUGCUGUUUAUUCCGAAUGCGAAAGACCGUAUUGGCUUCCAAGUAUCGAAAAAUAUCCAAGGGUAUUUUCUAAGACAUCUUUCAAAAUGGGAGAAAAUACUACUGAGCUGAUAAUAUUCAACACGACUUGUUUGGAGGAAAAUGGCACCUUCACCUGUGUUUAUGGGAAAAAUAAAAGUUUCCCUGCUGUCAAAGAAAAUGUCUUAUUAGCAUGCACUGUUCCUGAUCUUGGAGACACUGGAAUUAUAAACCAGUCAGUUGUUUUGGAAUGGGUUCAAAGUGAUGGAAACAAAUCUAAUGUUGCUGAACAAACCAUCUAUUAUUACAACUGCAGUACACGGAACGAGACCAGUUGCGGAAAUGUAAUUGAAGCAAAUUGUACAUGGUGUCCAUGUAAUAACUCAUGUUUUGAUGUAGAUAAAAUCUGUAUGCCACCUUCUGAGGUUCCAAUGUCUUCCGCUAAUAUACCAUUUAAUAAAGGACCUGUAGCCGGGGGAACAAAACUCAACAUCACUGGAGCUGAUUGUGAUAAUGCCACAAACGAUGAGAUCACUGUAAAAAUAGGAGAUAAGUUUAAAUGUACAGAUAUUGAUACCUCUUAUAUGGAUAUCAUAUUAUGUAAAACAACUGAAGGAGAAGAACUAGCAGAUAACCUUACUGUUAAAGUGACUUGUAAUUGUAAGACGUUUAAUUUGAAUAGUACGUUCUCCUACGUUCCUAAUCCUGAAUUGGGCUAUAUCCAACCUAACAAAACAAUUGCAAGUGGCGGAGUUAACAUAACAGUGGUUGGUAACGGUUUUGAUUCCAUUCAACAACCGCAAAUUGGUAUUGUGGGAUCUCCGAAAUUUCUGGAUUGUUUUGAAAAUAGAAAUGGUAGUUUUAUGAUUUGUCCAGCACCUCAAAAUUUAUCACCGCAAACAAAAUCACCACCACCAAUACAAACAGUCGCUUCUAAAGAACGGCGAAAACGUGAGGUUGACCAAACUCACCCACUAGUAAUUAAGAUGGAUGGAGUUCAGAUGCAAGUUAAUUUUACUUAUGUCGAGGACCCCUUGAUCUAUGAAUUCGAAGAAGCGAACAACAUUCGAAUAUUGUCCGAGAGAAAUAGAAUUAUCGUUAUAAAAGGAAGCCGAUUAAAUGAGGCUGUUGGGGCAGAUGAUUACACUGUAUCAGUGGGAACAGCCGAUUGUCUUGUAUUUGUCAGAUUAUCAAGCACAGAACUAAAAUGUCAGGCGCCUGAACAAGAACCAGACAAACACAAUGAAACAUCACCAGGCCCAGAAGUUCAGGUAACGGUUGGUAACUUGGUAGUAGUCGUUGGCUAUUUGAGAUAUUUUGAACCAGGUCCAGACCCAACGUUAUAUAUUAUUAUUGGUAUAUUAGUAGCUGUGGUUAUUGUAGCAGUUAUUGUAUUUAAAUAUGUAUCUAAAAGGAAUAAAACAAAAUUUAGAGAAAGGAUUGAAAAAACAGAAAUGGAAGUAAUUGAGCAAUGUCGAGAAGUUUUUGCUGAUUUACAGACAGAUAUGACAGAUAUUACUGCUGAAUUAGUAGAACUUGGAAUUCCAUUUAAUAAUUUGUUUACAUAUGUAUUUCAAUUUGUAUUUCCACAAUGUUCUGCUGAGAAUAUCAAAUCACAUACAGCACUGACUGAUUUACAGAAUCAUGAAGGUACAGAACAAGACAUGGCCGCCAGUAUGAUCAAAUUAGAUCAGCUUAUCAGUAACAAAUUUUUCCUGGCUUCACUUAUACGAACUCUGGAUAGUCAAAGAAAAUUUAAAUUUCAAGACAGGUCUGAUGUGGCUGGUUAUCUAACAUUACUACUGAUAAAUAGAAUGGACUAUUUUACAGAAAUAGUUGAAAUGUUGUUACCAAAGUUAAUUCGAGAAAGCGUAGUUACAAAACAGCAACACAAUUUAUUUAAACGGUGCGAGACAGUCACAGAAAAAUUAGUUGUCAACUGGUUAGCGGUUUGUAUGUAUAACCCCUUAAAGAAACGAUCUGGUUCUGUGUUGUUUAUGUUAUAUAAGGCUAUUGAAAUCCUGUCCCAAAAAUGUGCUAUCGAUGCGGUCACUCAUCAAGCAUGUGCAACCCUAUGUCAACAUAAUUUGCUGGUGAUUGAUUUUGAACCGGAAGUACUGAAUUUGACUGUUUUUAUAAAUAAUGGUAAAUUUGAAACAACCUGUCGAGUACUUGACUGUGAUACCAUUACUCAAGUUAAGAACAAAUGUUUAAAUGCAACAUAUAAAGCCGAAACAACAUCUGAUAGGCCUGGAGUGGAGGAAAUAGAUUUAGAAUGGUGCCAACCAGAUUCUUCCCGUAAACUUUUACAUGAUCAAGAUGCGUCAAGUACUAUAGCCAGUAACGGCUAUCGGAAGCUGAAUACAAUGAAGCAUUACGGGGUUGAAAAUGGUUCUACAGUUUGCCUUCUCUCAAAAGAAAUAGCAGAUGCUGAUAAUGAAGUUUACGCUAACAUUGAUAGUUUCAAUGAUUCCAAGAAAUUGGUAUCCAUGGAAGAUACAGAAUCAAUAGAAUUAUUAGAACUUCCCACAUUUCAUCUGGUUAGAAGUGGGGAUAAACAGAAAACAAAGAGAGCAUUACCGGAAUUGAAUUUUAACAGAUUGUUACAGACAAAGGUUAGCUUAAAGAAAUAUAUAGAUGAUGUUAUAGAACAUAUCCUUAGUCUAGAUGAUAUACCUAUUCCUGUACGACAUUUAUUUAGUAUCUUAGAAAGUGCUGGUUUACAAGAACAUCAGGAUAUCACAACUAUAGAAUCAUGGAAAAUACAAAGUUUUGCAAUGAGAUUUUGGGCAAAGCUACUGUUACAACCUGAACUGUUGUUUGAUUUAAAUAAAGAAAGUGAAAAAUAUGUUCAACCUAACCUGAACGUUAUACAGUUGGCCUAUAUGGAUAGUUUUUCACCUUCAAAGAAGCUUGACAAGAAUUCACCGUCCUAUAAACUCAUGUUUUUGAAAGACUGUAUUGAAUAUAGAGACACAGUUCGAAGUUUCUUUAAAUCCAAAACAAUUUGUGCAAACGUUUCUUCCCAAGAACUUUCGGCUGAAUUAUCAAGUCUACCUACAGUGGCGGCUUCUAUUCCAAUAAACAGGCAGAGUGUAUUGUACCAGAUCUAUUCAGUUAUAGACAGUUACAUAGGACAGAUAAUAACUGAUCUGGAUGAAAUGAAUGAAGCUAGUCGACUCCAGUUGUCCACCAAACUUGAUAACGUUUUUGAAACCAUGCGAAAUAGUUAGAGGAACAUUUUAUUUUACCAAAUAUUCCAUUGUAUUUAUAUACUAAUUCAUUCAUAAGGUUUUCGUAGCUUUUUGAACGUAUUGCAUUAACUAGUGGUAUUACCUUCCAAAAAUGACAUUUUUUACUUUAUAGGCCUAUCAAACAUCUGAAGAUGUUCAUUGCGAACAGGCGCCGGGCUUAUAAUAUGAUAUAUUAAAAGUUGUUAAUUUUUUAACUGGACGUAUAUUUAUUUUGUUAUGUAUUUAUCUACCGUAAGCAUAAGAGUAUUUGAAACCACGCCAGUUGACUGAAUGAAAGGCUUUAUGAUACAGCGCGCAUGUGCUAACCAUUCUGCCAUCCAACCCCCCAUAUAGAAGAAGUAAGUGCAUAAACAACAAAACAAUAAACAAAUUAAUAUGCAUAUCAUAAGUAUUUACACAAGUUCCAGACACAUUUAAUGAGAUAUAUUUGUUGCUAACACCGUAUAAAAGAUUACAGAUAUUGAUCAAAUUGAGCAGUAAAAGAAUGAAAUAAUAUAAUAUGCAUUUUGAUAUGAUUUUUUUGUACAGAGUUAAGGUUGAAAAACACUGAUUUAGUAAUAAUUGUGUAAUUUGUAUUUAAAUAUAUUAAGAAAGUGGUACAAAAGAAUACUUCCUUAAGGAAGAUUGGUACUUGGAUUGUUUCGGGGGUAUUGUUUUAGUAGAUCACGAGCGUUAAAUGGCGGAAGUAUUGUGAUCAUGUGACAUCUGUGCAG
Molecule: messenger RNA, 5327 nt
Organism: Patella vulgata (common limpet)
Lineage: Eukaryota; Metazoa; Mollusca; Gastropoda; Patellidae
Product: plexin-A4
Exons: 30
Coding region: 139-4593 (1484 amino acids)
Biological process (GO): semaphorin-plexin signaling pathway involved in axon guidance; regulation of cell migration
Cellular component (GO): semaphorin receptor complex
Molecular function (GO): protein binding; semaphorin receptor activity
Source: RefSeq, a predicted model, not a curated record